AUGGUCCCUAUAAAAUUGCAAACUGUGACGAGAUUUUUAAAUACCGUAGACAUCAAACGUGUUAUCGAAGCCAAAAUUUUAACGAAUAUUUGUGCGAAUGCUGAUCAAUGUUUUCGGCACAGAAGCAUUCUGAAGUCACUGGAAUAUUCUCAGCUGGAACAUUUGAAAACCGACGGCAGGUAUUUGGGUACAGUGAUCUCACUAAGUGGACGCAAUUCUGGGGCAUUGCUUUUCGAAGAACACAGCCCAUUAGAGCGUCGCGAUCAACUGAAUCCAAGACUCCGUUCAGAUCAAGGAACACUGCGAUAUAUGGUCAAAAGAAUCUGCAAGUGCCCGACGUUAGCUUUAUCUCCUGCAUUCACAGUCGUUGAUGUUACUUCCACACGAAUUCACCUGUAUAGUCCUUAUAACCAAUUCCUAACUGCCGUUAAUCCGUUGUCCUAUGCCUUCCAAAAGCCUCAGUAUGGUCGGGGAAUGUCUGGGAUUGCGGCUGGUCACCCUUCCCUUGCACCUCGCGAAAUGCUCCUAUACGACCAAGCGUCUCGAACAGCCUCCGCUGAGGAAGCACUACUCACUCACUGCCUUCUCGCGGCGGAGUUACCUUUCGCAGCCGUUCGCCGAUUGGCACCUGUUGUCAUGCAACACUUAAACUAUCUUCCUCGAUCUGCAAUGGGUUCAAUCAUCAGUUCUACACCCGGCAUCGUGAUCGUCGUUUUCAUCGGUAUCAAUGUCAGCCCGAAAACCUCACCAAACUAA
Echinostoma caproni is the source of this 756-nucleotide messenger RNA. The record is from the annotation of a GenBank genome assembly. NCBI's taxonomy places the organism in Eukaryota, Metazoa, Platyhelminthes, Trematoda, Plagiorchiida, Echinostomatidae.